Molecule: messenger RNA, 1434 nt
Organism: Encephalitozoon hellem ATCC 50504
Lineage: Eukaryota; Fungi; Microsporidia; Unikaryonidae
Exons: 1
Coding region: 1-1434 (477 amino acids)
Molecular function (GO): protein binding
Source: RefSeq, a predicted model, not a curated record
AUGGUGGGAAGGAAGACUUCAGCUUUUCUAACUAUUGCCAUUAUGUCUGGAGCUAUGCUUGUAUGUCAAGGGGUACGGGUAUGGAGAAGAAACAAGAGAGAAAGAAGCAUUCUGGAGCAUAUGGAAAGAGGGCUUUUGUUGUUGAAGGAAAAAGUGUAUAGUGAGGCAGCACUCUCGUAUCUGAGGUGCCUGAGUAUAAUGGAAGAAGGAGACGAGAGGCUUGUCAAUGUCUACAACAACCUUGCGAUAUGCCUUGCAAAGAUCAAGGCCUACAAGGAGGCAGCCCUUUAUGCUGAGAGGUCUCUUAAGAUAAAUAUACUUGAGAAUGAGAAGGCACUGAGGCUGAGAUAUGAGUGCCACAAGGCCCUAGACAUGAGGAGAGAAACGCUCUGUGACGCCUUUCUAUGCGGGCUUGUGACAAAGGAUGAGAAAUACAGGAAGCUUGCGCAGGAGAUUCUGAAGAUGGAGGCGGAGGGGGAGGCGAAGAAGAUGGCUGGGGAGAGGGAGGCAAGUCCAUCGAGAAUUUCAUACGAGAGCUUUUUUGGGACAUUUCCCGACUUGUUUGGAAAUGAGUCUUUUGUUAAUGAUGAGCUUGUCAGACUGAUCCGGGAUGGAAAGUAUGACGAAGCCUUUGAGAAGGCAGGGAAGAGAGAUGAUAGCAUAUCGAAGUUUGUGACUGCAGGGAUGAUGCAUGUGAGGGGAAAUGAUAUGGCCUCGAUUUCGCUACUGGAGCAUGAGAAGAUGAUUUUCUCUAUCUGUCUUAGGGAGUAUCUUAAGUCUUUGCAUGGGCGCAUGCCUAUGGAUAUAGAGGACUUUGUGGUGAAGAACAGCAAAAGUGUGUCUGUUCUAUUCUAUGCAUCAAAGAUCCACCUCAACCUCAAGAAUUAUGAGUUGUACGAAAAGUUUAUUGCUAUGGCCAUGGAAUGCGAAGAACAUGAUUUUCUGUAUGUGGACCGGAUAAUCUACGAAGUUGGGCAUGGAAGAAACGAGAAGGCAGAAGAGUUCUUGGAUAAGGCGCUCGAAAGCCAUCCACUAAGCAUUCAUGUUCUGUCGAUUGCCUGCGAGUAUUAUCUAAGGUGCAAAGACACGGCAAAGUUAGAGGCGAUAAUGUCAAGCUUUGAGAAGCACUAUCGCGAGGAUCCCCGGUUCUUUCUGUUCAAGGGGAUAGUUGCGCAGGCAAGAAAUGAUGUCUCUGAUGCAGAAAGAUACUUUAGACUUGCCAUCAAAACAGAUGCAAGGUUCUUUAAGCCAUAUGUCUACCUGGGAGGAAUUCUUCUUGGAAGAAACGAUAAGAGCAGCAGAGAAGUAUAUGAGGAGGCCCUGAAGUGUGCAGUAAGCUACGAUGAGCUAUUUCUUGUUGAGCAGGCCCUCAUUCUCAUUGAUGUACAGGAGAAGAUAAUAAGGAUAUAUCCGGAUGUUCUCAAGGCAUUCUGA